Molecule: messenger RNA, 3974 nt
Organism: Xiphophorus couchianus (Monterrey platyfish)
Lineage: Eukaryota; Metazoa; Chordata; Actinopteri; Cyprinodontiformes; Poeciliidae
Product: rho GTPase-activating protein 26
Exons: 24
Coding region: 1-2355 (784 amino acids)
Biological process (GO): signal transduction
Cellular component (GO): cytoplasm
Molecular function (GO): GTPase activator activity; protein binding
Source: RefSeq, a predicted model, not a curated record
AUGGGACUACCCGCUCUUGAGUUUAGUGACUGCUACCUGGACAGUCCGCAGUUCAGGGACAGGCUCAAGUCCCACGAACUGGAGCUGGACAAAACCAACAAGUUCAUCAAGGAGCUGAUUAAAGACGGCAAAGCGCUGAUCCAGGCUCUGAAAUGUUUGUCAACAGCAAAGAGGAAGUUUGCAGACUCUCUCAACGACUUCAAAUUCCAGUGUAUUGGUGAUGCUGAAACAGAUGACGAGAUAUGCAUUGCCAAGUCACUUCAGGAGUUUGCAGCUGUUCUACAAAACCUGGAGGAUGAAAGGAUAAGGAUGAUCGAAAACGCCAACGAUGUGUUGAUUAUUCCACUGGAGAGGUUUAGGAAAGAGCAGAUCAGUGCAGCCAAGGAAGCCAAGAAGAAAUAUGACAAAGAGACAGAGAAAUAUUGUGCAGUGAUGGAGAAGCAUUUGAGCCUUUCAGCAAAGAAAAAAGAGUCCCAUCUACAUGAAGCAGACAACCAGGUGGAUCACGUGAGGCAGCAUUUCUACGAAGUUUCUCUGGAGUACGUCUUUAAGGUGCAAGAGGUCCAAGAGAGGAAGAUGUUUGACUUUGUGGAGCCCCUGUUGGCAUUUCUUCAAGGCCUGUUCACCUACUAUCAUCAUGGCUAUGAGCUGGCAAAGGACUUCAACCACUUCAAAACUGAUCUCACUAUCAGCAUACAGAAUACAAGGAACCGUUUUGAGAGCACAAGGUCUGAGGUUGAGAGUCUGAUGAGGAAGAUGAAGGAGAACCCUCAUGAGCACAAGAGUGUCAGCCAGCACACCAUGGAGGGCUACCUGUUCGUGCUGGAGAAGCGUCCCUUUGUUUCUACGUGGGUGAAGUACUACUGCACUUACCACCGUGACCCCAAGAAGUUCGCCAUGGUUGUUUUUGACCCCAAAUCAGGGGGCAAAAUGGGUGAGGAGGAGAGUUUCAUCCUGAAGUCGUGCACCAGGAGGAAAACGGAGUCCAUAGAAAAGAGGUUCUGUUUUGAUGUCGAGGCCAUCGACAGACAAGGCAUAAUCACCAUGCAGGCUCUGUCAGAGGAGGAUCGCAGGUUGUGGAUGGAGGCUAUGGACGGUAGAGAACCGGUGUACAAUCUCAACAAAGACAACCAAACUGAAGGCAUGGCCCAGCUGGAUGUUACUGGGUUCAACGUCAUGAAAAAAUUCAUCUACGCUUUGGAAACUCGAGGUAUUGAUGAGCAGGGUCUGUACAGAAUCGUUGGCGUAAGCUCCAAAGUACAAAAACUACUGAGCCUGACUAUGGAUCCUAAGACGUGUGCUGACGUGGAGCUGGACAACCCAGAGUGGGAGAUUAAAACAAUAACGAGUGCCAUCAAGCAUUAUCUGAGGAUGCUGCCUGCGCCUCUCAUGACGUACCAGUACCAGAGGAGUUUCAUCAAAGCCGCCAAGAUGGACAACCCAGAGGCCAGAGUGACAGAGAUCCAUGCUCUUGUUCACCGAUUACCUGAGAAGAACAGACAGAUGUUGGAGCUGCUGAUGAAACACCUGUCCAACGUGGCCAGUCACCACCAGCAGAACCUGAUGACUGUCGCCAAUCUGGGCGUGGUCUUUGGGCCCACUCUGCUUCGCCCGCAGGAGGAGACGGUCGCAGCCAUCAUGGACAUCAAGUUCCAAAACAUUGUAGUGGAAAUCCUCAUAGAGCACCAUGAGAGGAUAUUCAGGGACGUGCCCAAUUCGACAGGCAAUUCAACAAACAUGCAGCUUGACCAGUCGAGGAGGAGAAGCACUGAGAGCAAAGCACCAUCCUGCAGUGAAAGGCCUCUCACGCUAUUCCACACACUGACACAUUCUCAGACAGGUGAAAAGAGGAACAGUGUUGGCAACACCCCAGCUGCUGACAUGCAACACCCGGUGUCUUCCUCUACAAACUGUAACAGCAGCAGCAGCAGCAGUAGCAGCACUGGCAGCCACAAUAAAACCCCCAGACACAGCCUGACCAGCAACGACGGAGAGCAGGACGGCCGACAAAUCCGACCCAGCUCACUACUGAACCCAAAGAGUCGAGGCAGUAUACCCACAAGUGCAAUAUCUCCGAGCCCCACCUCACCUCGUUCUCCCUCCUGGCCGAUGUUCUCAGCACCUUCAAGUCCACAGCCGAUCUCAUCCGCUUCCAGUGACUCUUCCCCAGUCAGUAUCACAGGCAGGAAGGCUCGAGCGCUGUAUGCGUGCAAGGCAGAGCACGACUCAGAGCUGUCCUUCAUCGCCGGGACCAUCUUUGAGAAUGUUCAUGCUUCCAGGGAGCCCGGCUGGCUGGAGGGGACUCUGGAUGGUCGAACUGGACUGAUUCCAGAAAACUACGUGGAGCUGCUAUAGCCACAGCUGGACCAAGAAACUUAACGUAGACCAAGCUGGACUUGACUGCACAAAACUCCUCUGUUAUCAUAUGAUCAACUGGAGCAGAUUUUAUUGACUUUGUGUUGACUAGGUUGGAGAAUAGAAACUGGACCAAGCAGAAAGGGAUUUGGCACAGGACUGAAGCAUUGUGGACUUUGUCUGAAUUGCACUGGGAAGAGAAAGAGGGAAAAACUGAAACUGUUGUGGGAAGUUGUAAGUGUUUGUGUGUCAGGGGUGUAGAUAACCCGAGGGUUUGGUGAAAUUACUCUUCUAAGUGAGCUGAUAUAUUUGAGGUGAGAGUUGCAAUUCAUUUUUUAAACGUCUGUUUUACUACUCUGAUCUGGACUGCCCCUUCCUCAUCAUUCCCCAUUGUCAUUAGGUAUACACAGCAUUAUUGACAGGGAACAAGAUAAAUGGUAAGUGGCCUUCAGCUUUAAACUGCUUGUUCAUCUCUCCAUUGUUUGGUCGCUAAUCCCCUUGGGAAAUUUGAGCCCUGGAAGCAGACGGCGAUGAUUGGGCUCGGCUGUAAACGUGUUCGCAAUCGCUCGUUGGGUAAUUCCAGGGGAAGACAGUCCGCUUCACUGAUGUUUAGGAGUAAAACGCCGUGAGCCCCAGGGCAGAUCCGCAAGACUGAUGAGUACGCUUCAAACGGUUCGGGUCAGCGUUGGCGCCACGCUCAUUUGUAAGGAAAACCUUUGCAGAGCCAUCACUUGGAAAGUAGAAAUGUGAAAAAUCUCACACAGGAUCCACAGGCAGCUCAGCAGUUUACAGUGAGGCGUAGGAGGAGCAACUGAUUGCUGCUGGUUAUAACAAGCCCAGCUGCAAGGCCUUGCUGCAAGUGGAGAAAUGAUGAGUCAUGUUUGCACUAUGUUGGUCCAUUCUUGGAAUUCCAAUCAACCAGGAAACUUUUUCUCUCUCCUUUUUUAACAUUACAAAGCACCUGCAUGUUUUUUCCCCUCUUAUUUUUUCCAUAACACAGAAUCUGAAGCUUUAAUAUUAGCAGCACAGAGAGAGAAGACAUAAUGUCAUUCCCCAGCUUUGAUCACAUUAUGAGGAAUUAUAAAGACUAUUAAGCAUAAUGAUGUGAGGACAGAUUGACAUUUUGAUUUUAUAGUUAAUGAAAUGUAGAUCAUUUUCUGGGCUGCAGCGACUGCUCUUGUUUCCUGAGGUGAAUGUUUUGGUAAUAAUGAGUUUUUUUCCCCCCAUUCUAUCUUUUAUCAACAAGAUUCUUUUUAAAGAGAAUUUUAAAAGGAGAAAAAACUAAUGGGAGAAUAAAAAAAGCAAGCUAAUGUGAAAUAAGACUACUUUGUUCAUAAUUAUAUAAACUUAUUUAUAAGAUUUUCUUGAACGUAAAAUUCCAAACUUCAUCCUUUUGAGGUGUUUUUAAUGAUCCUGUAAAUAAAAACAGCAUUUUGAUGAGGUAUAAUUUUUUCACAAGUAUGAAAUUUUAUAUUUUGUAUUUCUAGCUUACUAACUUAAUUCCAUUAUUGCAUUAUUUGUUGCCAGAAUUUUCUAUCAUUUAUGUUUGUUCACAGCCUUAAAUAUUCCUACAGAUUUUGGUGAAGGAUUGUGAAGAAUUAAAGAUACAUCUUGAACAA